AUGGAGCCAGCCCAAAUCGUCGAAAACUUGAGGCAGGGGGUCAACCCUGGGUUCCCGCCACAAGCAACGCAACUCGAAUACGCCCAGCUGCUGGACUCGCAGGAUGAAUUGCGACCGUUGCGCGAAAAGUUCAUAAUUCCAUCGAAAACAGGCUUGAGUAAAAGAAGCCUGGCUCCAGCUCAAACAACGUCUCCGGAAAAGAAUUUAGAUGAUUCUAUCUACUUGUGUGGGAACUCGCUUGGCCUCCAACCGCGCGCAACCAAAGAGUACCUUCAGAUCCAUCUGGACACAUGGGCAGAUCUAGGCGUCCACGGUCAUUUCACGACGCUUCAGGGCUCGCCAUUGGUGCAAUGGCAGUCAAUAGGAGAGGUGGCAGCUGCCAAAUCGUCCAAGCUGGUCGGCGCGUCCCCAGGGGAAGUGGUGAUCAUGAACAACUUGACCAGCAAUCUGCAUUUGAUGCUGGCAAGCUUUUACAAGCCGACACCGACCAAGAACAAGAUCAUCAUGGAAUGGAGGUCCUUUCCAAGCGAUCACGCAAGUUCCCUAUUAUCUUACGCGGUCGAAUCCCAAAUCCGCUGGCACGGCUUUGAUCCUGCCGAGUCUAUGGUCCUGCUGAAGGCGGACGAAGGCGGAAGUACCAUUUCCACACAAAGCAUACUGGCUGCUAUUGACAAGUAUGCCGAAGAAACUGCCCUGGUCCUUCUCCCUGGCAUCCAAUACUACAGCGGCCAGUUUUUGGACAUUGCAACCAUCACGAAACAUGCCCAAUCAUAUGGCAUCCCCGUGGGAUGGGACUUGGCUCACGCGGUGGGCAAUGUUGAGCUGCAUCUACACGAUUGGAACGUCGACUUUGCCGUGUGGUGCAAUUACAAGUACAUCAACGCCGGGCCGGGGGCCAUAGGCGGUGCCUUUGUGCACGAAAGGCACGGAACACGCGAUUACGACGCGGAGACAAAGUCUUGGAAGUACAGACCCAGACUCACAGGGUGGUAUGGAGGCGACAAGUCGGUUCGAUUUAACAUGGACAACGAAUUCAUGCCCACCCUCGGCGCCGCCGGCUACCAGCUUUCCACUACAUCUGUGGUGGAGCUUGCCUCUCUGAUGGCCUCCCUGUCCGUAUUUGACGAAACGUCCAUGUCAGCUCUUCGGACGAAGUCUCUCCUACUUACUGGAUACCUGGAAUACCUCCUGGAUGGUCUCCUGCGGGAAGAGACCACCAAAGAUGCCUUUCAAAUCAUCACCCCGAGGGACCCGCGCCAACGGGGAGUGCAGCUGAGCGUUCGGUUCAGGCCUGGCCUUCUCGAGCCCGUGUCGAAAAGUCUCAGUGCCCAGGGGGUUGUAGCUGAUCAGCGGAAACCGGAUGUGAUGCGGUUGGCUCCAGUGCCGCUGUACAACUCCUUCAAAGAUGUUUGGACCUUUGUGCAGAUGCUGCGACAAGCUCUGACCAGCUGA
This is a messenger RNA of Capronia epimyces CBS 606.96, 1452 nucleotides long. Its product is annotated as kynureninase. The record is from RefSeq and is a predicted model, not a curated record. Gene Ontology annotation, cellular component: cytoplasm. The transcript has 4 exons. Gene Ontology annotation, biological process: NAD+ biosynthetic process. Gene Ontology annotation, molecular function: kynureninase activity; pyridoxal phosphate binding. Lineage: Eukaryota; Fungi; Ascomycota; Eurotiomycetes; Chaetothyriales; Herpotrichiellaceae. The coding region runs from base 1 to 1452 and encodes 483 amino acids.